AGUUGACAGAGGAAACAGAGGUCAACAAGGAUACAGCAAACCAAAGAUGAAGAUGUAUGAUUAGAUUAGAAGAUGUAAACAGCACAAGAUCACAAGAACUCUUAGUACAUUGGUGACUUUGAGUAGUAGAUGCCUAGUACAUGGUACUGAGUGAAGAAUGGCUUGACCAUCUGCCAGUCCCUUCACUAGCAAUCUCUUCUGUGCCUCCAUCUCCGUCACCCCUAAACAUCCUUUAAGUUACUAGAUGCAGGUAACACUGCAUCUGAGUCAUAAUCGUGUCAUAAAUGUCUCCUCCUCCCCAUUUACACUGCCACUGCUCUGCUUCGAGACCUGGGCAUCUUUACUUCCUAAAUGGCCCCUCUUUAUAAAAGUUCAGAUUCCACACAAUCAUCAAGAUUAGUGAUCUGAAACACAAAUGCGAUAAUGUCACGCUCUAGUUUAAAAAAAGAAAACUCAGUUAUUUCUCCUUGUCGUCAAAGGUUUAAACUCUUCAGCAUGGCGUUCAAGGCUUUUUAAAAUCAGAUCUCAUCUUUUUUUUCUUUUUGCCUUCACUGAGUCUCUGUUGCUCUCCUUGGACUUUGUCUAGUUGCAGCGCUGCAGCCGCUCUCCGCUGCAGUGCACAGGCUUCUCCUCGCCGUGGUUUCUUGUGGAGCCCGGGCUCCAGGCAUGCAGGCUUCAGUAGCUGCAGAAGGCAGCCUCAGUCGUGGUGGCUCACAGGCUUAAUUGCCUCGUGUGCGGAGUCUUCCCUGGCCAGGAAGCAAACCCAUGUCUCCUGCACUGGCAGGGGGAUUCUCAUCCACUGCGCCUCCAGGGAACACCCUCAUCCUGCUAUUUCUAACCUGAUGUAUCCCUUUUCCCCUCCACAUGCUAACUGUUCUGUCCUACUCAGAAUUCACUAACACUUCCUAGGUGAGUUUUCAUUGUCUAAGCUAUUUCAUUGUCUAAGCUAUUUCUUUCUCCCUCUCCUGGGUAGAAGUUCUAUUAGGUUUCACUAGAAUAGACCUUUUUUCCCUAAAGUUUUCCUCACUCUGUUCCUCUUAACCCCCAACAGAAUGAACAAAUGGUUCCCUUUUCUGCUUCCGUUGUUUUCUGUGUAAUCCCUGCUAAAUUCUUUUUUACCUUGUAGAUUGUCUUUGACAAUAGGAUGAAAGUCUGUCCUACUAUCUAUGGUUUAGCAGAAUGCCUAGCACAUAUAAAGGGCUCUGUGCAGUGUGCAUCAUCAUCAUCUCAUUUCAUCUCCGCAACAGCCUGUGUGGCUGGUGUUAUUAGUACAGCAUCCCCAUUUUGCAAACAAGUAAACUGAGCUGAAAAGGUCUCACAGCUGGUAGAAACCAAAAUUUGAACCCCAAACCUAAAUCCACCUAACUCCUUGGAAGUCCAUUCUCUUAUAACUGUUUUGCUUUAUGUCUCUCCUGCCUUAAUCUGUGCCUGCUAUCCAGUAGGUGCUCUGACAUGCUUGCUGACUGACUGAAUGAAUAAUACAAAUUCCAUUUCACACAAGAGGCUGAUAAUGUGGUUUCCAUUGAGAGAGUGAAAGAUACCAGUGCACCAUUAAAAAGAAUGUGUUACCGUCAAAACACAAACAUAUACAAAACAGUAGAUUAUUCAUUGGGGGUCAGAAAUGUUAAACAUGGGGGGAGGGGAGAAGCUCCAUUUUCUAAGUAGUGCUAGCUUUUGUAACGCAGGACACAGCAGCGUAGCACAGCUAUAGAAUGUCUAGAGUUGAUUUCCAGGAGACUGCUGCCCCCUUACUUCUCUUUUUAUUAUGAAUGUUCUUACAAGUCAUAUAAUCUACUUGAACUUUCACUGGCAUAAUAUAUUGCAAAGCUAGCCAUAAUGCGUGUAAGGUCUGAGGAGGUAGAGUACAGUAAAUAGAGGAUAAUUGGGAUCAGCACAGUUCGUUGUACAAGGAAAAAAAGUGUUGUUAGUAACAAUACUUGUAGUGGAAGGAAUUGCUGUGGCCCAAAAGACCCAAGAUGGACAAAAUAUUGGAAUGAAGCACGUUCCUGCAACCCAGUGUGGCAUUUGGGUUCGAACCAGCAAUGGAGGUCAUUUUGCUUCACCAAAUUAUCCUGACUCAUAUCCACCAAACAAGGAAUGUAUCUACAUUUUGGAAGCUGCUCCACGUCAAAGAAUAGAAUUGACCUUUGAUGAACAUUAUUAUAUAGAACCAUCAUUUGAAUGUCGGUUUGAUCACUUGGAAAUUCGAGAUGGGCCAUUUGGUUUCUCUCCACUUAUAGAUCGUUACUGUGGUGUGAAAAGCCCUCCAUUAAUUAGAUCAACAGGGAGAUUCAUGUGGAUUAAGUUCAGUUCUGAUGAAGAACUUGAAGGACUGGGAUUUCGAGCAAAAUAUUCAUUUAUCCCAGAUCCAGACUUUACUUACCUAGGAGGUAUUUUAAAUCCCAUCCCAGAUUGCCAGUUUGAGCUGUCAGGAGCUGAUGGAAUAGUGCGUUCUAGUCAGGUAGAACAAGAGGAAAAGACAAAACCUGGCCAAGCAGUUGACUGCAUAUGGACGAUUAAAGCCACUCCAAAAGCUAAGAUUUAUUUGAGGUUCCUAGAUUAUCAAAUGGAGCACUCAAAUGAAUGCAAGAGAAACUUCGUUGCAGUCUACGAUGGAAGCAGUUCUAUUGAAAAUCUGAAGGCCAAAUUUUGCAGCACUGUGGCCAAUGAUGUAAUGCUUAAGACAGGAGUUGGGGUGAUACGCAUGUGGGCAGAUGAAGGUAGUCGGCUAAGCAGGUUCAGAAUGCUCUUUACUUCCUUUGUGGAGCCUCCCUGUACAGGCAGCACUUUCUUUUGCCAUAGCAACAUGUGCAUCAAUAAUUCUUUAGUCUGUAAUGGGAUUCAAAACUGUGCAUACCCUUGGGAUGAAAAUCAUUGUAAAGAAAAGAAAAAAGCAGGACUGUUUGAACAAAUCACUAAAACUCACGGAACAAUUAUUGGCAUUACGUCAGGGAUUGUCUUGGUCCUUCUCAUUAUUUCUAUUUUAGUACAAGUGAAACAGCCUCGAAAAAAGGUCAUGGCUUGCAAAACUGCUUUUAAUAAAACUGGGUUUCAAGAAGUAUUUGAUCCUCCUCAUUAUGAACUGUUUUCCCUGAGAGACAAAGAGAUGUCCACCGACCUGGCCGACCUGUCAGAGGAACUGGACAGCUACCAGAAGACGCGGCGCUCCUCGACUGCGUCACGCUGCAUCCACGACCACCACUGUGGGUCGCAGGCACCCAGCGUCAAACAAAGCAGGACCAACCUCAGUUCCGUGGAACUUCCUUUCCGAAAUGAUUUUGCACAACCACAGCCAAUGAAAACAUUUAAUAGCACCUUCAAAAAGAGUAGCUACACUUUCAAGCAGGCACAUGAGUGCCCUGAACAGGCCCUAGAAGACCGAGUAAUGGAGGAGAUUCCCUGUGAAAUUUAUGUCAGGGGGCGAGAAGAUUCUGCACAAGCAUCCAUAUCCAUUGAUUUUUAAUCUUCUACUGAAGGUGACAUUAAUUAUGAAGUAUGUACGUAUGCGGCCUACAGAGCAUCCAUAUUGUUUUCAACAGCCAACCCUUUUCUCCUGUCAGAACUAGAAAGACCUUCAUUUCCCCUUAAUGUAAUGGUGGAGUUUUUAUUAUCUCAGGCAGUCUAUAUGUUAACCCAACCAAGGAACUUAGUCCAUGCAGUACAAAACAAGAAAUAAGCAUCUACUACUCGGUGUCCCACAGACAACGCACCAGUUACAUAGCAUCUGGAGGGGGAGCGGCGGUGUUGCGCCAGGCUCAGCAGCAGGAAGACUGUUCUUGACUGACACAGCUCUGUCAAAAUUUUGAUCCCACAAUAAGUUUAAACAUAAGAUUUUUCUUCACAUUCUUUUUACUUUUUCUUUUCUCUAAAUUUAAUUUGUUUUAGAAGCCAGUAAUGUUGCCAUUUCAGUUUCUUAUAUAAAUGGUUAAUGUUUCACAUAUAUUUCAGUAUAGGCAUUUGUUCUAGAAUUUGUCAAAAUAUAACUAGCUACUGUGGUAAGUGCCAGUUAAGACACAGAAUUGUGUUUCAUCCAUCUGUUUCUUGAGUAAUUUCCAUACUGCUGCCUUUUAAUUACUGGAUCCUUAACCUUUAUUUUCUGUGACAUGGUUUAGUACCUUUAAGUCAUAUUUUGUUUUGGUUAUAUUACAUUAGAAAGUUUCAUAAUCCUAGGAUAUAUGCACCAUUGCCAGUUACAACUAAGAACUUAAUUAAAAUUUUUUGAAAUUUCCCAGGUUUUAUCACAUUCAGUGAUAGCCCACUUUUUCCUGUGAGUCAUUUAAUUCAUUUUGGGGGUGGCCUAUCUUCAUAUUUAUUUCCAGUGUUACUCAUUACUAGAUCUGUGUUUCCUAUUUUUAUAAAAAGGCUAUUUCACUCCCUUUGUAUUGGUUUGUCCUAUAGCAUAUGGUAACCAAGGUUGUAUGAGAGUUAAAGGAAAAUGCCUAAGAAACUGUAUAAGCCUUUAGAUUGCUUCUUACUUGGGACAAUACAUUUUUCUAGUUCUUACCAAGAAUAACAAUUUCCACUUUUUUUUAAACUGCACUUUGACCUUAUUUUUCUUAUGGUAUGUAAACAAUAAUUUAUAAACAUGAUAUUAAAAAAUCAUUGUGUUUUUUUAGACUUUUUAUAUUAUUUGAUACUGUACAAACUUUAUUAAAUCAAGGUUAAAAACCUCCACGACAGAUUUCUUUUCAGUGUUCGCAGUAGCGGCUUUGUAUACAAAUAUGCUGUGAUGGAACUGUACACUAUAAUUUAUUGUAAAAAUCUUGGAAAUGUGUACAUAAGCUUUUGUUUCCUCUUGUUAUUGCAUUUAGUUUAUGAUAAAUUUUUCACUGGAAUCUUGAUCUAAAUCACUACACAAAUCUGAUAAUUAAAAUACACAUUGUUACAUGAUUCUUCAAUCAUAUUAUUUAUGGCACUGAGAUUUAAGAUCUUAAAAUAUAUGUGGAAAGGAAUCCGUUUAUUGAAUUAUGACUAAUACAGGCAUGACAUUUAAAAGAUAAAUUCUCAUGUUUGAUAUUUUUUGUAGUUAAAUUUUCCAUGAAAUGAGAAAUUAAAGUUUCACUGGAGUUCAUUGACUUUUUAAAAAAUCACAUCUUUACAUUUUCUCAGAUUAGUGAAAACUGUGACCUUAAAUAUGACAUAUAUAUAUAUAUAUAUAUAUAAAAUACUCCUUCAAAAUGCUUAUUAUAUCACAUUUUUUAAGAAGUACAUACUGUCCAGAAUAUAGGAAAAAACUUACACAUAGUAUUGUCUUAAGGUUUUUUAAAACUCAGUAUAAUUUCCAAUUUUAAAAAUACAACUUGGGAAGGUAAAAAGACUUAAUGAAUGUAGUAUUCAGUGAACUAAUGAACUAGAGCCAGAUUAGAUAGCUAAAUUCUUUCAUUAGUUAUGUUGAAUAGGCAUUUUAGUAGAUAACAUGCCAGACAACAUUUAGUAAAUUCUUAAUAUAAUGAUAACUGUGAUCUCUUUCUUAAUGAAAGGGAGAUUAUCAUAUUUCCUAUGUAAAAUUCUAUUCAUUAAGAAAACAAAUGCAUCUUUAACAUCUAUAGUAGUAAAUAAUACAAUAUGCUUAAGAAGCACUUGUAACUAUUUUUAUUUUUGAAAUUUGUGUCCUACUCUCUCUUAAAAGGGCAUGAAGAGGCCUACAAAAUACAAAGCCGUUAAUGAAGACAUUUAACUUUAAAACAGCACAAAAGUACAUGGUUUCAGGCCACUAAGCAAGUAAAGCUUGGACAAAAAAAAUGUUUCUAAAUUUUCCUGCUUCUAAAACAAUUGAAAUCUUUUUGUUUUUCAUAGUAGAAAACUCAAACUUACCUGCAAGAGGCUAGUUUUCUCUUAAACUAAAGAGAGGAGGAUCUUAAUAUUGGAUGACAUUUCCUUGUAAUUUAAAGAAAAUGAAAAAUACACAGAGAGGCCUUAAUGGUAAAUACUAACCCAGUGAAGGCACAUCUCAGUGUGGCCUAGAGACACUGGUUUCUCAUCAGUUUACCUGCAGGGAUAGAAGUAAAGAACCAGAGGAUCAGUAACUACGCCAGCCUGAGAUUGCCAUAUAUUAGUCAUUGAGCCGUGGGUGGCAUUAGAUUGCAUUUAUUUCUUAGUCAAACAUUUGGCAGUAUGCAAUAUGAAGAGAAGAUAAUGGAACUAAUAAAUUUUAGGCAGUAUUACCAGAAUAAUGCUAAUUGUAUAUAUAAUUUUUCAUCUUUGACAUCAAUGGAAAAGCUGCAGAUUGUUUGCUAAUGUGAAAGCCAUAAAUUUUAGUAAUUUAAGAAAAAAUUUAGCCAUCUUGUGCAAGUUAUUGCACCCUUCAGAGACAGUAGGGUGCCCAGUGUUAAACACAGAACAAAAAGGGGAAGCUGGAGGAGUGAGCAGCGGUAGGUUCACCUCCACAGAAGUGUCUGUCAGGCUGUUGAUCCCAGGUUUACCACACACGGUGUCAGCCCCAAGUGCCCUCAGACUGCAGGAACCCUACUAAUCCCAGCAUCUGAAGUAUGUAGGAAUGAAGUGUCAUGUACCUUUUGUGAGGGGAAAUGGUUGACAGAAAGCGAAGGACUUUUCCACGUUGCCAGUCACAAAAGAGAUCAGAAACACUCCUUUGACUUGGACUUGUUAACAGCUUGUGUCAGUGUGUUUGUCACAGUUCAUAUGAUUAUUAGGCAUUAAAACAACCUUCUGAAUGCCUGAACAUUUUUAUAAUGGUGCUGUUGUCUGGUGAGAAUGCUUCCUUGUUUCAGGAGCGUGUCAGCUGUUGAACAGAAUAGGAAAAGCCUAGUUGUGAUCAUAGGAACAGUUCUCAAUCCGAGGAGAGUAUGCUUUCUUACAAAAUGGUGUCUUACAAAAUGAUGUUCAUGAACAGAAGGAACCUUGAAAUUUGGGGGUUUUUUAAGAUUCAAGCAAGAUAAUCUGCUCCAGUUUCAUUGAUGAGAAUACUGAAGCCCAGAGAAAAGAAGGUAGUUCCCACGUCUCGGAGCUCAGUCACCCUUCCCUGCUCUCUGCUGCCUCUCUGCUUUUGCUUGCUCUGUGUUUUAAAAGCCGCUCCAAACAGCAGCCCAGAUGUUUCUUGUAAGCUUGUCAGUUAUUCUGGUUUAAAAUGUAAUUUAUUCUACAUUUUUUUCAAAGCAUUAUAUUUUACUUUUUUUUUCUGUAAUACUUUGUUAUUCUACAAUUUUGUUGCCAUGAUUUCUUGGCACCUGCAAAUUCUGGAAGACAAUUACUCUUAAUUCUUAAUAAACAAUGUUUGUUAACAUUUUAUGACCUUGACACUAGACAGAAAGAGCUUUCACUGGUUUGCUUUUGUGAUCUUUUCUGAAUCUAAAGGAAACGGUGUAUAAUCUAGAAAUUAAAACACAUGUGUGUGCUA
This is a messenger RNA of Odocoileus virginianus texanus, 7357 nucleotides long. Lineage: Eukaryota; Metazoa; Chordata; Mammalia; Artiodactyla; Cervidae. The record is from RefSeq and is a predicted model, not a curated record.